UCAGAAAAUUUAACUUACGUAUCGAAAUUAACCGAAUGCAAGUCUUACACUUUUCUUAGUAGGCUUCUGGCAGUACAUCGUUCAUGGUAUAUUAAUUACGCGUGUUUGUUUACAUUAGUGAACACCAACGUUGCUGCUAAAGAUCGUCAUCGCCCACUGUUGAAACAUAUAUAAAAUCUUAGGAUAUUAUAAAGAAAAUGUUGUGCAUCCUUUCAAGAUUUUCUAAUCCAUUACUGUCUGUAAUAACAAGAAAUACAAAAGUUUGUGAGGAAGUAAGAAAACUUUCAACCGUUCAUUCUACUGCCAAAGUAAAACUUACAGGUGCAAAGCUUACCAACAGGUGUGUUAUAUGUUUGUCUGGAACAGAAACUCCACAGUUGCUACAAGGUUUGCUGACAAACAAUGUCGACCAUCUUGAAGAAAAUGCACAAAAUCGUGUAAACCUGCCUUGUAUUUAUACAAUGUCUCUUAAUGUCCAGGGUCGUGUUUUAUAUGACUUGUUCUUGUAUAAACUUAAAAACUCGGAGUUUCUAUUAGAUUGUGAUGAUUCUGUUCAUCUUAAUUUAAUACAACACCUUAAAAUGUACAGAUUAAGAAAGAAAGUUAGCAUAAGUUCUAAAAACCAAUGGUCUGUGUGGACAGUGUUUAAUGCAGAUGAAGAUUCAGCAUCAUCUGCCAAUAAAGAUGGCAAAGUUUUGGAUGAACAUGGAUUACCACUAGGUGGUUCAGAGCCUGUUACAUCGGCUCCGAACAUGCAUACAACAGAUGAUCUUGUUAUAGGUGUGAAAGAUCCUCGCUUGGCUGACCUAGGUCAUCGCUUAGUCUUAAAUGCAGGUUGUUCUGCUACAGAAGUAUUUCCUGAUGCCAGACUGUCCGAAAACACUGAAUAUACAAAGCUUCGAUACAAACUGGGUGUAGGAGAAGGAGUGAAGGAUCAUCCUCCAGGAGCUUGUUUUCCUCUUGAAUGUAAUCUGGAAUAUCUGCACGGAAUAAGCUUUCAUAAGGGUUGUUAUGUUGGUCAGGAAUUAACAGCUAGAACAUAUUAUACUGGAGUGGUGAGAAAAAGAUUAAUGCCGGUUAAAAUUGAUGCAGAUGCUGACUUAAGUAAGGCACCUGUUGAUUGCAUUGUCGAAAAUGAACAAGGCAAAAACGUUGGCAAGUUCAGAAACAGUGAAGAACGAUACGGACUUGCCCUACUUAGGGUAGAGGAGAGUCUUAAUUCAAAAGAAUUGAGAGUUAGGGGCAGUGAUAUCAAGUUGAGUGUAAAUAAACCUUAUUGGUGGCCACAGACACUCUCAAAACGGGAAUAAAGAAGGUUUUAGCAGUAUAAUUAAAUGAAUGUAUUUAGAAAAACUUGUGCAAUAAAUUACUACAUACAUUAUA
Molecule: messenger RNA, 1383 nt
Organism: Limulus polyphemus (Atlantic horseshoe crab)
Lineage: Eukaryota; Metazoa; Arthropoda; Merostomata; Xiphosura; Limulidae
Product: putative transferase CAF17 homolog, mitochondrial
Exons: 2
Coding region: 198-1310 (370 amino acids)
Cellular component (GO): mitochondrial matrix
Molecular function (GO): protein binding
Source: RefSeq, a predicted model, not a curated record